GUGACCGAGAAGACGGCAACCCAGUUCGAAAAGGACGUUGCGGCGCUGGGGUGCCUGCAGCCUUCCGUCGAACCGCGCGCCACCGAGCACAUUGCGGGCAUGAUCGCUAUCAUCGAGCGACUGAUUGCCAAAGGGCAUGCCUAUGAGGCUGGCGGCGAAGUGCUGUUUCGCGUUGCCUCCAUGGCCGACUACGGCAAGCUUUCGGGACGCAAUCUCGAAGACAAUAUCGCCGGCGCGCGCGUCGCCGUCGAAAGCCACAAGGAAAACCCCGCCGAUUUCGUUCUCUGGAAAGCCUCCAAUGACGAUGAGCCGGGCUGGGACAGCCCGUGGGGUCGCGGCCGUCCGGGGUGGCACAUCGAAUGCUCGGCCAUGAGCGAGGCCUUUCUGGGUGAGACCUUCGACAUUCACGGUGGCGGGCUGGACCUGAUCUUCCCCCACCAUGAAAACGAAAUCGCCCAGUCCCGCUGCGCUCACGGUACGGACGUGAUGGCCAAUUACUGGAUGCAUAACGGCUAUCUGCAGCUCGAGGGCUGGCAACGCGCCGCGCGGGCCGGUAAAGAAACUGCACCGGACGCGGCCACAAUUGCCGAAUUGGCCGACGAUCUCAAUUUUUCCCGCGCUUCGAUGGUUCUCGAUGCCAUGGCCCGCAAGGCUAACCGUGGGACGGUGACUGCAGCCCAUUGUCUCGCUGUGACCCUCGAGUUCUUUGGAUUUUCGACCGACAGUCUCCUGAAAAAUAGCGCUGGCGACUCGUUUGGUAUCGAAGAUCAGAUCGACGCCCGGCUAGGUGCAUUGGCGGCGAAGGACUUUGCUAUGGCCGACGCUAUCCGCAACAAGCUGCUCGAAGACGGCAUCCAGUUGAUGGACUACAAG
Messenger RNA from Symbiodinium sp. CCMP2456, 873 nucleotides. NCBI's taxonomy places the organism in Eukaryota, Dinophyceae, Suessiales, Symbiodiniaceae. The record is from the annotation of a GenBank genome assembly.